AUGAUACCGACUCUCACUCUCCUCGCCCGCGCGUCUACAACUACUUCAUCAGCGACGCCCUCGUGCACAACCGCAGUGCCCGACAAGUACGGUUAUGUCCCUCUGGAUUCUUGUAACGCCAACUAUGGAUUUUACCCCAAUUGGGAGGAUAAUACGGCCUUUGCGGUUGCCUUUGGCUUGUCCACAGUUGCUCACCUGGCCCAGGCAGUCAUCCUCAAACAGAAAUUCUGCUGGGUCAUCGUUAUGGGGGCAUCCUGGGAGUGCAUCUGUUUCAUCGCUCGAGCCCUAGGAGCCAGGGACCAGCAGCAAGCGGCCUACGUCACCGUCUCGACUCUUCUAUUUCUAUUGGCCCCGAUUUGGAUUAAUGCAUUCGUAUACAUGAUCGUCGCCCGUCUUGUCCAUUUCGUCAUCCCGCGGCGGCGUGUAGCCGGCAUCUCUGCACAAUGGCUUGCCAAGAUCUUCGUUAUCUUCGAUGUCAUGUGCUUUAUCAUACAGGCUGCCGGUGGAGGUAUGCUCGCCUCGGACAACGCAGAUGCUUCCAAGCUGGGGCAGCAUAUUUAUAUGGUUGGUAUUGGCAUCCAGCUUGGCUGCGUCGUGGUCUUCCUUGUUAUUCACGGCCUCUUCUAUCGCGAGCUUUCUCUUAAUGCUCGUAUAGGCAAGCAAGAGACUCGGAGCCGAUGGUUGAAGCCUCUCUGCCGCAUAUUCAAACCAAACCAACUAGUUCAGAAAGUGCCUAUCAAAUCAUGUCGCGCUUCUGCUGGUUGGCAGUUAAGCAGAGACUGUAUAAUUCUACCUGAGCCUUGA
Molecule: messenger RNA, 804 nt
Organism: Fusarium tjaetaba
Lineage: Eukaryota; Fungi; Ascomycota; Sordariomycetes; Hypocreales; Nectriaceae
Product: RTA1 domain protein
Exons: 5
Coding region: 1-804 (267 amino acids)
Cellular component (GO): membrane
Source: RefSeq, a predicted model, not a curated record